Messenger RNA from Drosophila erecta, 1667 nucleotides. RefSeq lists its product as uncharacterized. Lineage: Eukaryota; Metazoa; Arthropoda; Insecta; Diptera; Drosophilidae. The transcript has 4 exons. The coding region runs from base 96 to 1628 and encodes 510 amino acids. The record is from RefSeq and is a predicted model, not a curated record.
GAUAAACUUCAUUUGUUUGCUCUCCUAUAAAACAAAAUCUAAAAGUAAUCUUUUAUCUAAAUUUUCUUUUUGCUAAAAAUGUUUAAAUUAAUAUAAUGACUAAAUAUUUAGAGUGUGUCUGCUGCUGUCCAGCUUCUAGUUCGUCUAUAGAGACAAAAAUAUUAUGUGAUAAAGAAUAUAAUUGGUGCCCAUUUUUGUGUAACCGGCAGUGUCCAACUUCAUAUAUAUAUGCUCACGGCUAUUCUAUGCUUAAAAAAAUUUGUCAUAAAAUAAUACAAAAUUAUAAUAGAAAACAGUGCCGAGAAACCUAUACAGUCUUUGGUGGAGGGAAUAGCACUAAGGAUCGACCCCUAAUUGAAAAACAUAAGGGUAAUUUCGAGGCAUACGGCCUAAAAAACAAUAAAAAGAACGUUGUUAGAGCUGUAAUGGAGAAUGAAUCCCAGAAAAAAAUGGAUAUCUUUAAAGGGCUGCGAGCAUCCAAGGCUAGAAUAAGAAGGGGGUAUGAAGAAGAUAAUGAUUUAAUAAUAUCUAAAAGGUUCACGGGUGUAGGUGCUAAAAAACGUGGACUGUAUGCCAGCAGAAUCGAUAAUGAAUUGAAAAAAAAAAAAAGUUUGGAAUGGGAUUCAAGAAAAAACAAUCAAGUAAAAAAAAAUAAAUUGAAUGAAUUUAAUAAGAAUAAGGUUUCUAAAACAGCUGGAAAGAGUAUAGUCGAUAUGCAAUUAAAUGAAAAUUACUUCGAUACAAAGAAAUAUGAUAAAAACAAAGGACUAGAAGGGAAUGGCCGCCAUCCCGCUCAAGAAAAAUCGAACGAAAAUGGAAAAUUUAAAGAUCGAGGCGGGAAAAACUUUGAAAACGAUUUGCCAAAAAGAAAUGAAAGGAGUGACAUUGAUAUGCACUGGAAUGAAAAUUACUUCGAUACAAAGAAAUUUGAUAAAAACAAAGGACUAGAAGGUAAUGGUCGCCAUUCCGAUCCUAAGAAAACGAAUGAAAAUAGAAAGUUUAAAGAUCGAGGCGGAAAAAACCAGGAAAACUAUUUAAGUGAAAAAAUAAAUGAAAAGUUUACGAAAAAAAGUAAAAAUCGAUGGAGUGAUAGUAAGUACGAUGAGAGAGGAGAAAAACAACUAAAUCCAGAAAAGAGUCAAGCUAAUUUCCAAAUAAAACGGGAACACAUUAAAAUGCAACAUGGGGUAAAAGGUGAUUCUGAUGUAAACGGUCAGUCCGACGAGCAAUUGAAAUGGGACCCUGCCUUUAAUAAAAUGAACCUUGUUGGCAAAAAUGUCAACAAAGCUUCAAAAAAUGAAGAUUCUGAAACCCCAUUAAAGAAAGAAAGGAUAAGGAGAAAUACACCGAACUCGGAUAAAACAUCACAAAGCCCCAGUAGCAAAAACAAUGAUAAAUCGAAGGCUGUUAAGAGCGUAUUAAAUCGAGGACAUGCUCGUUACAGAUGCAAGAGUCUGGGGUAUAUGAAAGAACACUUACGUUUUGGUCGACUCGUAUGUCCUUCGGAUUUGCUUCGUGUCAAGCUAGAGGAGCGCGAUCUGUACAGAUGUAUUCCGUACUGUAACACUUCGGUAUACCAGAGGUGUAUGCCCUAUAAAUUCAUAUGCCAAUGCUGUGCCGCUCCAUGACAGUAAAAACAUUGUUCUCUUAAAAAUAUUUUUUCAUUU